Molecule: messenger RNA, 660 nt
Organism: Babjeviella inositovora NRRL Y-12698
Lineage: Eukaryota; Fungi; Ascomycota; Pichiomycetes; Serinales
Product: glutaredoxin
Exons: 1
Coding region: 31-435 (134 amino acids)
Biological process (GO): cellular response to oxidative stress
Cellular component (GO): nucleus; cytoplasm
Molecular function (GO): glutathione disulfide oxidoreductase activity
Source: RefSeq, a predicted model, not a curated record
AUCGCUCUUUAGCGUAUACAGCUCCUCGUCAUGUUUGUCGUUUACGUUGUUGCUUCCAUCUACAUCGUUAUAAAAAUGUACCAGCUUUUCCGCAGAUUCUUUUCCACCGCUCCCGCUACCGACCCGGCAGUCCUCCAAAAAGUUCAGUCAUUGAUCGCGUCUAACGCCGUCUUUGUUGCCUCCAAGUCCUUCUGCCCAUACUGCUCCUCCACCAAGCAGACCUUACAGAAGAUGAAUGCCCGGGCAGAGAUUUUGGAGUUGGACAAAAUCGCCGAUGGCAGUGCUAUCCAGCAGGCUCUUCAGGAGAUUUCCGGCCAGAAGACCGUGCCGAACGUGUUCAUCGGUGGUAAGCACGUUGGUGGCAACUCUGAUGUGCAAAACUUGUACCAACAGGGUUCUUUGAGCAAGUUGAUUGAGGAGGCGACCAAGAAAUAACGGGUGGAUAUGUAAUACAAAAAGGUGGACACCGGGUCUUCUCAAUAGAUAUGUAUAUAUAUAGUGGAAUCAAACAGGAUUUAGGCGUAAACGCGACCCUAGAAAGUCGAAUCUAGAUGUUAACCUGAUAUCAAAAUAGAAUGCAGCUAUUGAGUCAAACAGCAUGGCAGUUGCCUGUUAGCUAAAGGAAUCUAGUGGUUUGGACUUUAGCAGCUACAACUUGGU